This is a messenger RNA of Penicillium coprophilum, 990 nucleotides long. RefSeq lists its product as uncharacterized. Gene Ontology annotation, biological process: biosynthetic process. The coding region runs from base 1 to 990 and encodes 329 amino acids. The record is from RefSeq and is a predicted model, not a curated record. Gene Ontology annotation, molecular function: acyltransferase activity, transferring groups other than amino-acyl groups. Lineage: Eukaryota; Fungi; Ascomycota; Eurotiomycetes; Eurotiales; Aspergillaceae. The transcript has a single exon.
AUGUCAACAGCUACAUCCCAGCACUAUCAAAUCGAUGACUUCACUUUCCAGAAUGGAACCGGCCCGACAUCGGUCCAGCUAGCCUUCCUAGACAUGAAUCCAACUGCAGAGAAAGUGGCCCUUGUUCUAACCUCUUUCCGUGGUCGGCUUCCGUCUACCUUGACCUUUAGCGAUGGCGCCCUCAAGGGCCACAGGGUCAUUGCUGUGGCAUUGUUUGGUAAUGGAGAAUCUUCAAGUCCAUCCAACAUGGUCAAUUUCCCCACAUCGCUGACCUACGAAGACUGCGUUCGUGCUCAGCACCAGUUGCUGAAUUCGUAUCUCAACAUCAAGACUAUCGAUGUGGUGGUUGGUUUCUCCAUGGGUGGGCAGUGCUCGUACUACUGGACUUUGAUGUACCCUGACAUGGUCCGGAACGCGGUCAUUAUAUGUUCCUCGGCUCGCACCAGCCGCCACAACUACCAGUUUCUAGAGGGGCCAAAAGCUGCGCUGGAGUAUGCUGCGGACUACCACAAGGGAGAUCGCAACAAGUCAUCUUUAAAGCCAUUGGGUGGACUCCGAGCUUUCGGAAAAGCAUACUCAGCGUGGUUGACAAGUCCUGAGUGGUUUGAGAAAGAGAUGUACAAGUCAAUUGGAUACGAAACAUUGAGCGAUUGGGAUAAGGAUGCGGCUGGGACAAACUAUCACAAUUGGCACCCCGAUGAUUUGCUCGCCAAGAUAGGCAUGUGGCAGAAAGCCGAUGUCACUUUAAUCUCGGGAGAUACAUCUAUACAAGAAGCACUGGCACGGAUCACAGCGCGUGUCCUGGUCAUGCCAUGUUCGACAGACCAGUACUUUCGCUGGGAAGCGUCUGAGAAGGAGUCACAAGCGAUUCCUCGCUCAACGUUCGUGGUCAUACCAUCUGCAUGGGGUCACUUGGCUGGACUGGGCUGUAACUCGGCAGAUAAAGAUUUUAUGGAUCGGACGAUAGCUGAGUUUUUGAGGACACAGUGA